CAUUCCGUUUUGGAGGACGGAAACACAACUAAAAAGCAAAAACUAGCGGAAACAAAUCCCUUUCAUCUCAUUCUCUCUACUCAAUACACAAGGAAGGAAGGAAAGAAACAAGGAGGGGAACGUCGAAAAAAUGGGAGUACCUCAAACCAUGGUGGCGCUCCGAGAGAGAGCGGCAUUCAUGAAGGAGUCGCUUCAAAAAAGCCAGACCAUCACCGAUAGCAUGGUCGCUAUUCUCGGUUCCUUCGACCACCGUCUCUCCGCCCUUGAAACCGCCAUGCGCCCCACUCAGAUAAGAACGCAUUCGAUUAGAAGAGCUCAUGAGAACAUCGACAAGUCAUUGAAGGCGGCAGAGGUUAUUUUGACUCAAUUCGACCUCACGCGAAAGGCAGAGGCUAAAAUUCUGAGAGGGCCACAUGAAGACUUAGAGAGCUACUUAGAAGCAAUUGAUCAGCUGAGAAGCAAUGUUAAUUUUUUCAGCAGCAAUAAAAGUUUUAAGAGUAGUGAUGGGGUGCUUAACCAUGCCAAUCAAUUACUUGCAAAGGCUAUCUCAAAGCUUGAAGAUGAAUUUAGACAGCUGCUAACAAACUACAGCAAGCCUGUGGAACCUGAUCGUCUCUUUGAAUGCCUUCCCAACUCUCUACGACCAUCAUCAGGAUCACCUAGGCACCAAGGUGAUGCUAGUGGGAAGAGUUCUUCUGAGCACCAAAACAAGAGCUUGGAAGCUGCCAUUUACACAGUUCCAACUCUUAUUCCCCCAAGGGUUCUACCACUACUACAUGAUUUAUCACAACAGAUGGUUAAAGCUGGCCAUCAACAACAGCUAUUUAGAAUCUACAGGGAUAUCCGUGCUUCAGUUCUGGAAGAAAGCCUCAGGAAAUUAGGUGUUGAAAGACUCAGCAAAGAUGAUGUCCAGAAAAUGCAGUGGGAAGUUCUGGAGGCCAAGAUUGGAAAUUGGAUACAUUACAUGCGGAUUGCCGUCAAAUUGCUUUUUGCUGGGGAAAAGAAAAUUUGUGAUCAAAUUCUCGAUGGUGUUGACUCUCUUAGGGAUCAAUGUUUUGCUGAAGUCACAGUAAACAGUGUAGCUGUGCUUCUUAGUUUUGGAGAGGCUAUAGCCAAAAGCAAGAGAUCACCUGAGAAAUUAUUCGUUCUGUUAGACAUGUAUGAGAUAAUGAGGGAACUUCACUCUGAGAUUGAAUUACUAUUUGGCAGUAAAGCUUGCACUGAAAUGAGGGAAGCUGCAAUGAAUUUGACAAAGCGGCUUGCUCAGACAGCACAAGAGACAUUUGGUGAUUUUGAAGAAGCGGUUGAAAAAGAUGCUACGAAAACUGCUGUUCUUGAUGGAACUGUUCAUCCUUUGACUAGCUAUGUGAUAAAUUAUGUGAAGUUCCUGUUCGAUUACCAAUCAACAUUGAAGCAACUUUUUCAAGAGUUUGAUGCAAGUGAUCCAGAAGCUCAGUUAGCAUCUGUAACUACAAGGAUUAUGCAUGCUCUUCAGAAUAACUUAGAUGGGAAAUCCAAGCAGUAUAAAGAUUCUGCACUGACUCAGUUAUUUCUUAUGAACAACAUUCACUAUAUAGUGAGAUCUGUGCGGAGGUCAGAAGCAAAGGACUUGUUGGGAGAUGACUGGGUGCAGAUCCACCGAAGGAUUGUACAGCAGCAUGCUAACCAGUAUAAGAGGGUUUCUUGGGCAAAGAUUCUGCAGUGCCUCACUGUUCAGAGUGGUCCUGGAGGUGAUGGUGGUUCCAGUGGACUUUCAAGAGCAAUGGUUAAAGAUAGGUUCAAGACCUUCAAUGUGCAAUUUGAGGAGCUUCAUCAGAGGCAGUCUCAGUGGACUGUUCCUGACAGUGAAUUGCGCGAGUCUUUGAGGCUUGCUGUUGCUGAAGUCCUCUUGCCUGCUUACAGAUCUUUCUUGAAACGCUUUGGGCCUAUGAUUGAGAAUGGGAAAAACCCUCUUAAGUACAUCAGAUACUCUCCUGAGGAUCUCGAUCGUAUGCUGAAUGAAUUUUUUGAGGGUAAGACAUGGAAUGAACAAAAACGUUAAACAUUUGCAAGAGUCUGUAAUUUUUGUGAUCUGAAAACUUAGGCAUUGACUAACAGUUGAAUUUUUGUACAAUUUCUUUUUGAAAGUGAAUUUUUGUACAAUUAAGUGGUAAAUAAUAGGUGGCUUGACAUAUUCAUCCA
Hevea brasiliensis (rubber tree) is the source of this 2181-nucleotide messenger RNA. Its product is annotated as exocyst complex component EXO70A1. The record is from RefSeq and is a predicted model, not a curated record. Gene Ontology annotation, cellular component: exocyst. The transcript is spliced from 11 exons. NCBI's taxonomy places the organism in Eukaryota, Viridiplantae, Streptophyta, Magnoliopsida, Malpighiales, Euphorbiaceae. Bases 131 to 2041 code for a protein of 636 amino acids. Gene Ontology annotation, molecular function: phosphatidylinositol-4,5-bisphosphate binding. Gene Ontology annotation, biological process: exocytosis.